AAACGAAAGAAAUGCGCGGUGAACAUUUAUCUCUAGGGGUCGCCAAAAAUUUUCUCUCUACAAAAGGGGUCGCAGUCGAAAAACGUUUGCGCACCACUGAUCUAGGAGACUACCACGAUCUCUAUGUAAAAAGCGAUGUUUUGCUUCUGGCGGAUAUUUUUCAAAACUUCAGACGACUCUGUCUUAAUUUUUACAUACUGGAUCCCGCACAUAUUUACACAGCACCUGGUCUGGCUUGGCCAGCUGCUCUACGCAUGUCCGGUAUCGAACUGGAGUUACUCACCGAUCCUGAUAUGUAUCUCUUUAUAGAAAAGGGCAUUCGAGGUGGCAUCGCUAUGAUUUCACAUCGCUUCAGCCAAGCCAAUAAUAAAUAUGUGGAAAAUUUUGACCCAACGAAGCCAUCAUCUUAUAUUAUGUCUUUGGAUGCCAAUAACCUUUACGGAUGGGCCAUGAGCCAAGCUUUACCAACCCAUGACUUCCGGUGGCAUGACGGACCUCUUAACUUCAUGGAGAUGGCUGACGAUGCGGAAGAAGGAUGUAUCCUUGAAGUUGAUCUGGAGUAUCCAAGGGAACUUCACGAUGAUCAUUCGGACUAUCCUCUUGCUCCCGAACAAGUCGUCGUGACUCCUGAUAUGUGGUCACGUCACCUUACACGCGAGACCUGGUAACUAAAUUCCAAAUCCCACCGAGCAAUUCUACCAAACUGGUGCCAAAUCUGCGACCUAAGCAUCGGUACGUGAUAGAUUACCGAAAUCUGAAGCAGUAUGUUUCACUGGGGCUUCACGUGACAAAGAUCCAUCGAGUGCUGACGUUCAAACAAUCUCCUUGGCUUGCAACAUACAUUGAAUUCAACACUAGGCAACGUAAACUGGAUAAAUCUUUCGAAAAAGAUUUAUUUAAACUCUUAAACAAUUCAGUUUAUGAAUCAUCCUAUCUAUGUAGGCUUCAGCAUCUUGGAUUUAUCAAAAACGUUGAUGUAUCAAUUUCAUUAUGGAUAUAUCAAGAAAACAUAUGCAUUAAAGGCCCGUUUAUUAUUCACAGACACCGACAGUCUUUGUUACGAAAUAGAAACUGAUGAUAUUUUUCAAGACAUGGGCAACAAUCUGAACUUAUUCGAUACCUCAGAUUACCCAGAAAAUCAUCCCCUCUACAGCCUUACCAAUAAAAAGACGAUCGGUAAAAUGAAAGAUGAACUAUCUGGACAAAUUGCCCAAGGAAUUUGUUGGACUCAAGCCAAAAAUGUACAGCCUACUGAGUAACUCUACUGAGAAAAAAACUGCUAAGGGCGUAUCGAAAACCAUCCUUAAAAGAGAGAUUCGUCAUGUGGACUACUACGUUAACUGUAUUUUACAACAACAACGCGGCCUUGCCCAUGCGCAACGUAUUGCUAGCCACAGUCAUCAGAUAAAGACUGUGGCGUAUACGAAAGCUACUUUGUGUCCUUUCGAUACUAAACGGUAUCUUUUAGACGAUGGGAUACCGUCCUAUGCAUACAGAUAUUAUGCCAUAUAAUUUUUAGUUUGAAUAAAUUUAUCUCAAAAUUCUCUGUACAUUCAAUCAAAAUUCUAAAAGUAUUUUAUUGUGGAAAUUUAUGAUGUAAAUAAGUGUAAUGAUAUGUCUUCAAACUUUAAUAAAUGUUUAUUUAAAUAUAUUAUUUCUUGUUUUGUACCUUAAAAAUCUAAGUCUUCAAUAAAGAGAGAGUUCUCUUAAUCUUUUUAAGAAAAUGUUUAACACGUUAGAAUAUUUUAAUCAAGUUACAAUAAUUAAUCUGGCAAUUUAGAAAAAUUAAUUUUAGUUUUAUCAAAAAAUGGAAAGUUAGAAAAAUUAAAAAUCUAGUUGAACAGCUAUAAGUAGAAUUGUUUUUCGAAUAAGAAUUUAGUUAAGAUGGAACUAUUGAAAUUGAAGCAUCCUUUCACGAUGUUAACUGCUGGUCCUAGUGGUAGCGGAAAAACCAUGUUUAUUAAAAAAUUAAUGGACCACCAAAUGAUCACUCCUUUUCCUCCUAAAAUUAUUUGGUGCUAUGGUGCUUAUCAAAGUCUUUACGAUGAGAUAAAUCAUAUUGAAUUUUGUGAUGGUUUGCCUGAAAACAUCCACGAUCAGCCAUUGUUGUAAAUACAGACAAGUCCACAGAACCUGGAGGGCAUUGGAUAGCCUUUUUUCAAGAUGAAGAAUUAGAAUUUUUUUAUUCUUAUGGACAAUCUCCAGAUAUUUUGAAUUUCACUGUUCAAAUGUAAAAUGGAAUAAUAUUUCAUUACGGAGUGUAACUUCUAAUGUAUGUGCAGCAUACUGUAUUUAUUAUGUUCUUAAACGAAGCCAAGGCCAGUCUAUGUAUACCAUUAUUGAAAAUUUAUAUAAAAUAAGUGAUAUUAACCUGUAUCAAUUCGUGAAAAAAACUUAUAAUGUAAGAAUGAUUUUUAAACA
Stegodyphus dumicola is the source of this 2421-nucleotide messenger RNA. RefSeq lists its product as uncharacterized. Lineage: Eukaryota; Metazoa; Arthropoda; Arachnida; Araneae; Eresidae. The record is from RefSeq and is a predicted model, not a curated record.